This is a messenger RNA of Lytechinus variegatus (green sea urchin), 2212 nucleotides long. RefSeq lists its product as uncharacterized. The record is from RefSeq and is a predicted model, not a curated record. Lineage: Eukaryota; Metazoa; Echinodermata; Echinoidea; Temnopleuroida; Toxopneustidae. The coding region runs from base 1728 to 2177 and encodes 149 amino acids. The transcript has 4 exons.
GUGCUGUGGAGUAGGAACUGUUGGCUCUACAUGAGAGGAUUCAGCAUCAGGAAAUCAAAGCUUGAGUUGGUAAUAACAGACAACUGUUAUUCAAGAAAGGCAAAACUUCAAAGUAUAUUUGGUGAUAUGCCAGUGAUACCCGAUUUGUUUCAUGCAUUUCAAAGGAUCACUACUAAAAUUAGCUAGCAGCAUGAGUUCAUUUACAGAACUGAGUUAGCGAACUCAGCAAAGUUUUUGUUAUGUAAGUGGAGGAGGCAAUAGAAAAUUGACAACACAACCAUCAGAGAUAGUAUGAUCAGAAGUUCAGGAGUCAGCGUACCCGCAGCGCAUGUCAUAAUGAGCGAUCCGUGCGAACUUUAUCUUCUGCAUGCGGGAACUUUAUUUAGUUCUCGGAUGAGCGAGGGAAAAUGACAAAGCUUCGGAUUUUGUAAUACCACUUGAGAAACUUUUCAAUUAAGUUGAAGUGCUUGUUCUUCAGUUGUUGUGAGGAUUUCAAUCAUACUGAUGAUGCUUUCUCCCUAGAUGGAUUACAUAAUAUAAAUCAUAUUGGAAAGUGUUUGUUCGCGAGUCAUCUCAAUGCAUACCUAACCAAAUUGACCACUCCAAAAACCCAAUUCAGAUUGUAACAGCCAUCCAAGAAUUCCAAAGGAAUUAAAACUGAUCUACCCUCCGGCUUGGAGACAAAAAAGGGAGCCAAAGAAAGAAUGGCAGAACACAGAUUUGGACUUAGACAUCUACAAGAGGCGAGAGAAAUAUGGAUCACAGAGUACCUACACUAACAGUCGCAGAAAGACGAAAAAACAGUGGAAAAGAGCGUCCAUUACCGAAUCUGAGGAUGGAUAUUUCACCCCAAAGAAGGUCACUCGCCAUUCAAAAUCUCCUUUCCUGCCUCCAUGUGCAUGCAAAAUAACCUACCGAAACAUCAAGGAGGGGAAAAAAUUUAUAUCAACCCUCAUCAUGUCCCCUUCCUGGCAUCAGGAAACCGUAUGUUGUACACAAAGUGAAAAGGAAGAGGUUUAGAAGAAGAAAACGGUUGGCACAACGUAAAAGAAGGAAAAGCGUAAGGAAUGCUUGUUUUACUUUUAAGUUAGAGAUAAUUUUUGAACUGUAUCUUGCACUUUAAUUUUGCAAGAAAAAUUUGACAUUAUUUUUUGCUUCGUAUAAGGUGCCAUAUGGAAAGAUGAGAAUGAAACGUGCAAGGUUGAGAAAAACACAUGAAAAGACACAAUUUUAAACAUAGUUUUCGGGUAUCAAUCAUUGCUUUUUUUUUUAGUUGCAUGCUAUCAACAUUUUUAUUUUUUUAGUUUGAAAGGAGUUUGACAAUUAAUGUAGUCUGAUGUACAUGGAGAUGUAGCAGACCUUUUAGGGAGGAAAAUGCAAGGGAAACUAAAUAAGAAAGCAACUACAUGAGUAUCAUGCAUCAAUUAAUUGUAACACAUGCAACUGAAUGAUAAUUAAUUUUUUUGCAACUUAAUGAUAAUUAAUUUUUUUCUUUCUCUUAUUUGAUUCUUGUAUUAUCAUAAUUUAAUUUUCAAUUACAAUUGAUUCAAAAUUGCAAAUGUUAGAUGAUGGCCAGCUACACUACGAGUGACCUUCUUUAGAGUGCAGUAAAGUCUCCCGGACCCUCUGCUGGAAAGGAGCCACCCUCGAGUUCCGGCGAUCACACUACUCCCCUCCCUGUGGCAACAGACCAUCCAUCUGAUUGCCGUGAGAUCCUCCCUGAAUCUAUGGAAACAAGUAGCUUCACUACAAGGAACCUUCUUAAAAGUUCAGCCAAGUCUUCCAGACCUUCUGCUGAGAAAGAGCCACUCUCGAGUUCAGGCAAUUGGACUACUCCUCUCCCUGUGGCAACAGACCAUCCCCCAGAUUGCAGUGAGAUUCCUGCGGAAUCAUUGGAAACUAGUUGCGUUUUGGUGGACUGUAAUUACAUUGCAACUGGGUCUCCUGGCCAGUCACGAGGAAAAGAGUCGCUCACCAGAUCAGAGGAUCAUCCUCUACCAGUCCCAUUCCCUACAGAUCGACCCCCAGAUAUUCACCUUCACAAGUCAUCUCAUACCAUUGUGAUAAAGGGCAUUUCUGUGAACAGCUGUCAGUCUCCUACCCAGUCUUCAGGAGUGACGCCACCCAUGACCACAGUCAACAUCCUUUCAUCUAAGCCUGAGUCGAAUCGAUUUUAAAAUCGGUGUUCGAUCGAUGUCAUCGAACACCGGUG